GAGUAUCCGGUUGUUCCCAGAAGCACAGUGAGACAAAAAGUGUCCUCGAAUCACAGCCCCUUCAGUGGCGAGACCAGGGUCCUUUCUGCCUCCUCCAACCUGGGCUCCCAGUACCAGUGUGAGAACGGGGUGUCGAGCACCUCCCAAGACCUGCUCCCGCCUGCCAACCCCUACCCGAUCUCCCAGGAACACAGCCAGAUCUACCACUGCACCAAGAGAAAAGAUGAGGAAUGUUCCACCACUGAGCAUCCCUACAAGAAGCCCUACAUGGAAACUUCUCCGGCAGAAGACGAUCCUUUUUACAGGUCCAGUUACCCCCAGCAGCAGGGACUGAACACUUCAUACAGGACUGAAUCAGCCCAGCGCCAAGCAUGUAUGUAUGCCAGCUCCGCUCCCCCCACGGACCCCGUGCCCAGCCUGGAAGACAUCAGCUGUAACACGUGGCCGAGCGUGCCAUCCUACAGCAGUUGCACAGUGUCUGCCAUGCAGCCGAUGGACAGGUUACCCUACCAGCAUUUCUCUGCCCACUUCACCUCGGGGCCGCUGAUGUCCCGGCUCAGCAGCGUGGCCAACCAUACCUCCCCCCAAAUAGGAGAUACUCAUAGCAUGUUUCAGCACCAAACCUCGGUUUCUCACCAACCCAUCGUCCGGCAGUGUGGACCUCAAACCGGCAUCCAGUCCCCCCCCAGCAGCUUACAGCCCGCAGAGUUCCUGUAUUCCCACGGCGUGCCUCGAACCCUUUCGCCCCACCAGUACCACUCGGUCCACGGCGUGGGCAUGGUGCCAGAGUGGAGCGAGAACAGCUAACAAGGCGGUCAGGGAAGUGCGA
Eurypyga helias (sunbittern) is the source of this 829-nucleotide messenger RNA. RefSeq names its product T-box transcription factor TBX5. The coding region runs from base 268 to 807 and encodes 179 amino acids. Lineage: Eukaryota; Metazoa; Chordata; Aves; Eurypygiformes; Eurypygidae. The record is from RefSeq and is a predicted model, not a curated record. The transcript has 2 exons.